UUAACUAAUAAUACAAGAAACUGGUUUAUUUAUUGCAAAGUAGGUAUACUGAAAAGCAAAUUAAGGUGUUUAGUUGUGUCGUUCUCAGUGUCUGUUUAAUGAGCUAAAGGAAAUCAAAACCUGACUAGAAAAGGUUACGUUAUUGCGUUGGAUUCUACUGUCUUAUUGCUAAAAUGAAGACGUUGAUCACAUUAUCCGUCAUUUCUGUCUCCAUCUGCUUCAUAACACUAAAAUGUUCAUCUUCUUCGCUUGUCGAUCCUGACGAGGAGUACUGGCGCGAUCCACUACCCUGGCCAAGGGCUCAUAGGAUGCCAAUCUCCCGGCGUCCUGUGCGGCAUUGGCCUUGGCGAAGGAAGUUCGUGAAGCCAAAAACAACGUCUGUACCGGCAACAUGGGCUGCAAUACCUGGUCCUGACUUUUGCCGGAACCACACCAAAGUAUCUCGAGUCCAAGACGAGCCAGGUCCUAUUGUAUGCUUGCGUAGGAAUGUCACAGAGCUAAUGGAGCAGCUGAGGACCGUAGGGGGCCUUAUUAAGCGGUACAUGGCUGUUACAGUGAUCGACGCAUGCGGGUUUGAGGAUUUGACCACUAUCACAUCACCAACAACGACAACAGCAGCAGGAACCACACCGACUUCGAGGACGCCACAUACACAUAACAUUGUAAGGCGUCCAGCUGAUGAACGAGAUUCCGAAACUGGAGCCCAGCGUCGCAAAAGGAACAUUCCCACGUCACCAGGCACCAUUUUUCGCGGGUGUCAGGGGCGAGGUACAAUACCGGACGGUGCUACUACACAUAGAUUAUGCACCGAGUGUGCGGCUACAACUCGACUGGAGAGCGAUCGAUUUCCGACUUUCAUCAACGAAAUUGUUUGCCGCGAUGCUGACCAGCAGUGCGCUGCCAACAUGGGAUUGUGCAUCCAGCGAAACCUACAGCUGCCAUUCUUGAGAUCAACCGGUGAUUUCCAGUUUGACGCUUCUUUGAGCAGUUUGACAGGGAAGACUGUGUACAAGGAAGUUUGGAUUGAAUAUACUCAAGAGAUAAGGUCGUGUUGCGAAUGUCAAAUGUACACAUUUCUCUAUAGCGAGAUUUCAUCAAGAGAUGAUGACUGAAAAAUUAAAGGACUCAGUAACGGGAUUUUGAGAUAUUUUGGCCGCGUACAAAAUUACUGUUAAGUUGAAGGAAACCUAAAAAUAGUAGUUUACUAAGAUAUAAAAACAUCGGAGAUAACGAUACGCCAUAAAGGAACAAGGAUGGUUGAGGAUGGAGAAGAUUAACACGGAUUACAAACGACGAACUUAAGACAUUUAGCCUAAGCUUUUAAUUUCAAGAUGAGCGACGUAACUCCUUUUACCAUAGUACGUAAUCUGUCUGCAGGCAAUAGAUUUCAAUAGAUUGCCGGCUUAAGAGCUUAAAACUCACAGUAUUUUGGUUACUUUGUAAUUCUUCUGACGUGGAUGAGAUAACUAAACUUUAUUGCAUUUUCCAUCAAAUGACUUUCUAAGCUGACUUAUGUCCAAACUGGGAGUGAGACAGAAUUGCUAUCAAAAGAUUUCAACCGCUCUAUCUUAAAAUUAUUAUAAUACUGGUAGGUUCCUUAGUUACUUUAUUUUCCCCACUAUACUCAACUAUUGCGUCAAAUGGGGUCCAAUACAUAACGUAAUGGAUUAA
Messenger RNA from Orbicella faveolata, 1671 nucleotides. RefSeq lists its product as uncharacterized. The record is from RefSeq and is a predicted model, not a curated record. Lineage: Eukaryota; Metazoa; Cnidaria; Anthozoa; Scleractinia; Merulinidae.